Molecule: messenger RNA, 1482 nt
Organism: Sturnus vulgaris (Common starling)
Lineage: Eukaryota; Metazoa; Chordata; Aves; Passeriformes; Sturnidae
Source: RefSeq, a predicted model, not a curated record
GGGCUGGAUGCUGCCGCUGGACGGGCUGUGCCGGGGAGCACUCGGGGCUGAGAGUUGAAGAUGGCAGAGCCAGAAAGCACAGUCAUAAACACCAAUGUAAAACAGAAAGACCCCAGCAGGGCGUUGGUCAUUGCUGUGACCACCAGAGCCAUCUUCAACCUGGAGGAGGAGCACAAGCUCUACCUGGAGAAGGGCAAGGAGGAGUACACAAGGCACCAGCAGGCCAACCAGGACAAGCCCCUGCCACCUGGCACAGCCUUUGCCUUCAUCCAGGCAGUGCAGUAUGUUAACAAGAAGAUCUUGGAGAGCAACCCAGCAGAGAGGGACCUCUUUGACAUCCUGGUGCUCUCCAACAACAGCCCAGAGAGCGGCGUGCGCAUCAUCAACAGCGCCAAGCACUACGGCCUGGAGAUCUCAAAGUUCUGCUUCGUCAGUGACGAGGACUCCACACAGUACCUGAAGUCCCACGGUGUCAAGCUGUUCCUCUCAGCUGACAGGACAGAUGUCUGCAAUGCCCUCCGGAGAGGGGUCUCAGCAGCGCUCGUCUUCCAGCAAGAGGUGCAGGCCCCCAGCACUCCACUCCGUGUGGUGUUUGACGGGGAUGCCGUGCUCUUCUCCGACGAGACAGACCAGAUCUUCCAGGAGCAGGGCCUGGAGGGAGCAGUGCAGUACGAGCGGGCGAUGGAGGCCAUCCCCAUAGGAGAGGGUCCCCUGAAGGCUUUUGCCAUGCACCUCGGGAAUAUGCGUAAGAAGUUUGGCCAGGAAAAGUCCCCGAUCCGCACGUACCUGGUGACAGCCCGCAGCGGGCGGGACAUGGGCAUCCGAGCCAUCAAGACACUCCGGGAAUGGGGUCUGCCCAUCGACGAGGCUUUCUUCAUGGAUGGGGCUCCCAAGGGCCCCAUCCUCGCCCAGAUCCAGCCUCACAUUUUCUUCGAUGAUGGGCUUCAUAACAUCCAAGGGGCUCAGAAUGUGGGGGUACCCUCUGCCUGGGUCCCCUCCUGCUGCUGAUAGGCUGCAUGCCAGCAGUCCUCCCUCCCAGUGACAUAGGGGACUUGGUCAGUUGGAGCCAACACUUCUGGUGGACAAGGAAAGAUUUCCUAACGUGCAGCAAGCAAAUCUCAGGGAAAGGGGAUGAGAGCAUGGACUCCCAUGCAAAGCUUGAUGCAUAUUUCUGCUCCUGAUGAGAGGUCCUCUACAUCUUAGGAUAAAGCCAAAAGACACAACUGCUCCAGGACAGGAGGACACUUCUGCUGUGACACUGAGGACUACACCUACCUGCCAUGUAGGACCUGAGGACUUUGCUCAAAGAAAUAAGUGAAGCAAAUGCCACGCACACAAGCUGAAGGAAACAAGAAAAAAAUGCUAGUUUUGGCUGGGCUCAGAGUCUCCAAGAUGGAGCAACACAAGGACAUCAGCCUGUUAAGCCAAGUCCAGAGGAGGGUGACCAAGAUGAUUAAAGGGAUAGAGCAUCUCUCCUCUGAA